AUGGCGCCAAACCUAGAGUGCCGCAUGUACGAAGCAAAAUACCCGCAGGUAGACGCGGCGGUGAUGAUCCAGGUCAACAGCAUCGACGACGAGAAUGGCGCCUACGUCUCCCUUCUCGAGUACAACAACAUGGAGGGCUUUAUUCCCGUGACAGAGCUAAGCAACCGCCGCCUCCGGAGCAUUCACAAACACGUCAAGGUUGGCCGCAUCGAGCCCUCCCUGGUUUUCAAGGUCGACGAAACCAAGGGCUACGUCGACUUGAGCAAGCGGAGGCUCUCCCCGGAGGACAUCCAGGCCUGCGACGACAAGUACAACAAGAGCAAGCUCGUCCACUCCAUCAUGCGCCACGUCGCCGAGACUGUGAAUAUCGACUUGGAGGAGUUGUACGUGAACAUUGCAUGGCCGCUGUACAAGAAGUACGGCCAUGCAGCUGAAGCUUUCAAAAUAAUUGCUACGGAUUCCGAUUUGGUUCUCGACUCCCUCGCCCCCGCCGUGUCGGAGGAGGUGAAGGAGUGUCUGAUUAAGAACAUCAGGAGAAGAAUGCCGGUGCAACCACUGAGAAUCCGAGCAGAUAUUGAUGUGACAUGUUAUCACUUCGACGGCGUUGUUCAUAUUAAGGACGCGCUCCGGAGGGCGGAAGCUGCCGGGAACGAUGAGUGUCCGGUGAAGGUUAAGCUGAUUGCUCCACCGCGCUACGUUGUUACGACGCAGACUCUGGAUAAGAAGCAAGGGAUAUCAAUUUUGAGCGAAGCUAUUAAAGCCUGCAAGGAAGCAAUAGAGAAGAGCAAGGGGAAACUGGUAGUGAAGGAGGUACCGAGAGUGGUGAGUGAGGUGGAGGAUAAGAUGCAUGCAGAUCAGGAGAAGAAUGAGGGGGUUAUGAGUAGUGGUGAUGAAGGUGAGGAAGAAGAAGAAGAAGACACAGGAUUGGGAGACGUGGACGUGGAGAACGCAGGCCAGGGCAUUAUAGUUGAUUGA
Molecule: messenger RNA, 975 nt
Organism: Fragaria vesca subsp. vesca
Lineage: Eukaryota; Viridiplantae; Streptophyta; Magnoliopsida; Rosales; Rosaceae
Product: eukaryotic translation initiation factor 2 subunit alpha-like
Exons: 1
Coding region: 1-975 (324 amino acids)
Cellular component (GO): eukaryotic translation initiation factor 2 complex; eukaryotic translation initiation factor 2B complex; multi-eIF complex
Molecular function (GO): ribosome binding; translation initiation factor activity; RNA binding
Source: RefSeq, a predicted model, not a curated record